CUAAAUUUCAACUGCUUAUACUCCGUACUUGUUGUCAGACCGGUUCUCAUUGAAAGAUGAUCGUAAUAACUCGAAGUAUGGUACCGAAUCGAGCAAGUCGGCGGAUUGGGCAAACAAUAGAAACACAAACACCGAGUUGGAAGACUGAAGCUUCUAUCAAAUUUUCAUCCUUCAGCUGGUUCUCACCUCCACCAUGUAGACACUCUGUUGGUCGUCAACCGAAGAAAUGUCUGACAACCAAGGAGAUGGGGGAGCUGCUGGCUCUGCCCCUCCUCCUCCUCCUCCUCCUCCUCUGCCCGAAGAUCCCAGAUCGAAAGUCUCCCCGUUUGUCAAGAAGCUGAGGUCUGCUCCUCCUGGCCAUUUCUUCCAACCUGAAAGGCUACCAUCUCAUCAAGAUCUAUUUUCUGCGCCUACCGGCCCUUAUUUCUUCUACGGCACCCUCUCUAAUUCCGCUAUGCUCCGCGAUGUCCUUGGCUUGGAAACCGAGCCACAACUUCGACCUGCCACUAUUAUAGGCUUCGAAUGCAAGCUAUGGGGCCAGUAUCCAGCUCUCCUAGAUGCCCCAGGGAAGGUUGUUCACGGGACUGUCUAUCAUGUCGAGACAAAAGAGCAUGGGGAGAGGCUCGCCAGCUAUGAAACAGAUAAUUAUCGGGCCGAUCCGUGUCGCAUUAACUAUCCGGACGGGAAUGAGCCCGUGGAUGGCUUUGGUCAUGUUUUUAAAUUUGUUGGCAAUGUCAGAGACCUGAGUGACGGCACCUUUGAUCUGGGGACUUGGCUAAGGAGGGUGAAGAGGGUAGCUGAGGAUUCAUCAGAUGCUAACCUGACGAGCAACGAAUCUUGGGCGACUAUUUCCUCAACUUUUACGCGCUUCACAAACCACCUGUCCUCCCUCGCUAUCCACUUUGUGCCUGCCAGUCGCCAGACUCAAAUAUUGGCCAUGCCAGUGAAGCGAAUGCUCAUCGUUCCGCAUCAACAGGCAGCGGGUACAGAUCACUGGUGCAUCUACCUUUCAACAUCCCCUAUAAGCUCGGUUUGCGUUGAUUGCACGCCAAGCUACACUGUCCCGAGCUCCGUCCUUCAGGGAGGCUCCAAGGCCAAUAUCAUCAUCUCCGAAUUGCCUCACGAAACUUCUCCUGAUGCUCAGACCGCGUUUGUUCUCGAUGUUGCCCCCGGGCUAUCAGUUGGGCAGGCUAUUGGGGAAGUUACUCAAAAUGGGCGUCAUAAAUACGAGUUCGACGCAAAUGGAGUUGGGUGCAGAUGGUGGAUUACUGAUAUGAUCAAUCUUUUCUAUCAACUUCAAGUUGUUGGCAAUGCAUCGCAGGUUGCGGAGGCAAAAGCCGGACUUCUCAAACUCUGGCCGGAUCAGACACCACAUCCGCUUGACCAAGGAGCUUACUAUCACUGAGCCUUAAUGGUCAGAAAUAAAUUUCAGAGCAGAGGGGUUACAGAUAGUCAAAGAU
Aspergillus ochraceoroseus IBT 24754 is the source of this 1460-nucleotide messenger RNA. Its product is annotated as gamma-glutamylcyclotransferase family protein. The record is from RefSeq and is a predicted model, not a curated record. The transcript has 2 exons. The coding region runs from base 227 to 1405 and encodes 392 amino acids. Lineage: Eukaryota; Fungi; Ascomycota; Eurotiomycetes; Eurotiales; Aspergillaceae.